UGGGCGGAGGCGCAGCGGGCCGGGCCGCAGCCAUGGGGCGCUCGGCUGGGCGGGGGGCGCUGCUGUUCCCGCGCCUGCCGCUAGGGGGGCCGCUGCUGCCGCUGCUGCUGCUGCUGCUGCUGCUGGCGGGGCCCGAGCCUGCGCAGUCGAGGAACAACAGCCAAGAGCUGGAGCUCAGAGAGCACAAAGACCCGGAGCCGGAGUCCGAGGCGGAGCCGGAGCCCGACGAGCCCGAAGAGCCCGAAGAGCCCGAAGAGCCCGACGAGCCCCAACCGGACACCGGCAAAGAUUCAAAUGGGACAAUAUCCAGGGAAAUAGAAUUUGGACUAUGCACAGUAACAUGUGGCAUUGGCAUUAGAGAAGUUUUAUUAACCAAUGGAUGUCCUGGAGGUGAAACAAAGUGUGUUGUUCGUGUAGAAGAAUGCAGAGGACCAGUAGACUGUGGAUGGGGUAAACCAAUUUCUGAAAGCCUUUCUAGUGUGAAACUUCCUUGUGUUUUUGUACCACCUGAAAAUCGUUUCAGAUAUGUGUGGAAAAUGUUAAUUCCGGAGCAGCAAGCACUCAUACUUCCUAAUGACUCAGCUAUCCUUGAAGUACAGCGGGACACUCACCCAGUAGCAUUUCUGUGUGAAACAUCAGAAGACAAUGAAAUAAUUGCCUCUGUAAAAUACACAGUAUAUACAAUGUCUGAAUUACAAACAAGAAGAAUAACCACACCUGAAACUGAUCUUGUCUUGAUAUUAGUCUUGGUCACUGGAAUUAUUAUUUUUAUUGGUGUGAUCUUUGCAUUGAUCUUCAUAAUUAUUCACUGGGCGGCAAUAAAAUCAUUCUGGGCAUCCAGAGGGAAGAAUGCCGACUCAGAAAUCUAUUCUGAUGAAAAUCCAGGAAGAUUUGGUGAAGGAGAAUCACCACCUCCACGCUCUUCAGAAGAAUCACCAGCAGAAGUGAUUGCUCAGGAAGAUGAAGGGUCUACAAAUGACUGGAAUAAUGAGAAGUAGGGAAUUUGGAAAAAAAUGAUUUGAGUAUUUAAAGCACAUACCUACAAAAAAAAAUACACCCUAAAACACUUGCUCAUUUUGGGCAGUGAGUUCUUAUUUAAAUACCAAGGAAAUGGUGUACUGGACUUAGACCUAAUCUAUGGUAGAUCUGUAUGGUAGAAAUAAAAAUAUUUAAUUUUUAAUCUGUUUUAAGAAGGAUGUAGCUCAUCAAUUAUAGUAACAGGUAAUAUUUUGGGCACCAAACCGGAAUUUUUCAAGAGGAACAUUAAAAAUACAUUCUUGACACUUAA
This is a messenger RNA of Ornithorhynchus anatinus (platypus), 1288 nucleotides long. It is a transcript of the gene SPACA1, whose product is annotated as sperm acrosome associated 1. The record is from RefSeq and is a predicted model, not a curated record. NCBI's taxonomy places the organism in Eukaryota, Metazoa, Chordata, Mammalia, Monotremata, Ornithorhynchidae. The coding region runs from base 33 to 998 and encodes 321 amino acids. Gene Ontology annotation, cellular component: acrosomal membrane. Gene Ontology annotation, biological process: acrosome assembly. The transcript is spliced from 7 exons.